AUUGGACUUUUAAAGUUUUACUAGCGAGGAAUUACAGUUGGACGAGAACAUCAAAAAGAAAGAACAAGCUUCGAUUUCGAUUUGUUUCCCAAGCAGAGCUAUACGAUUAUAUAAUUGUCGUGCUUUGAUUUUACAUUGCAACAUAUUUGAUUUUGGAAACGAGUGGAAAUAAAGAUGAAAAUCGGAUCCAUGAGGAUGAAAAUGUCUCUGGCCGCAGGUGCGGCGUGCGUCAGUGUCCUGCUUGGUUCCCUCGCGGCAACUGCACCGGGCGUGGUUCAUGCGCUGCAGUUCACGGCCGAUCGUGGCGAGAGAAGCCGAGAAAGAAAGAGGAGCACUUCGCCCACGAGAAAGAGAAGCACUUCGCCCAAUAGAACGCUUUCGGAUGCUUUCGGCGAAGCUGUUCGCGUCGCCGAAAAGCCGGCGAAGUCGGCCGAAAAAGAGCGACUCGAUGCUGACAUGGAGGCCGAAAAAAUGGCGAAGGUGGCCGAAGAAAAACGCUUGGAUGCUGUCCUCAAGGAGGCCAAAAAUAAACACAAGGCUGCGCUUAAGGAGGCCAAAGCAAAAGCGAAGGAGGCCGAGCGUGAGGCUAAGCAGGAAGCCGCGGCAGCCGAGCGCUACGCCAAGCAGGGAGCCGACUCGGUCUCGCGCGACGCCGAGGAAAGAGCCGACGCGAAGAAGCGUGCCGCCAAGCGCCAAGCCGCUUCGGAGAAGCGUGACGCCGAGCAAACCGAGCUCCUUGCAGGGAUCGAAACUCGGCUGAGCACUGAGCUUGGCAGGAUUGACCGCACGUUCCGCACGGAGAUUGCCAAUAUUGACGCCGAGCUUGAGACCGAGCUUGCCACGAUUCGCACAGACGACGAAACCGUGCGUGCCACGACGCAGGCCGCAGCUGCUUGGAAGCAUGUCACGAUAGACGAGGAGCGCCAAACCGAGCGUUGGUUAAUUUACAACAAGUCGCUUGAAGACUUCCAGGGAGAUCCUUAUUGGGUAUUACAAGGAAAAAUGCCCCCACGACCCCAGAACGUGGCAGCCUUUGCAGUGCAGCAAAGCUGAUGUCCAAUGCUGGAAAGAACGCUCUCCAUCUUUCAUGUUUCAGCAUCACAUAUCUGCAAUUAUGCUGAAUCGCUACAAUUUGUGUAGUAGUCCUAGUCGCUACGCAAGAGCCCAGCGACUGCCGGGCCUGUUAUGCACAGCAAGGCGCCUUGCGCGACUAGAUUCUGUAUCCAGAAGCCUCAUACUAGCUCUUUCAUGCAAGAUAGAAAGUAACUUGAGUUUCCAUUUGGAAACUCCCCAAAAAAAUUUUUGCAACUUCCGCGGGGGGGCACUUUUCAUUGUAAUACGCGAGAACCAAUCGUGACAAUGUUUUUAAGGAGCUUCAAACGCAUCUUGCCGCAAUUCGCGCCGAAUAUGAAGCCGACCGGUCCAGGAUUGCGAAUGCGCUGCAAGCAAAGCUUAACGAAAUUAACGCCGAAGAGUCAAAUUGGGAUUGGGAAAUCUGCUAG
This is a messenger RNA of Amoebophrya sp. A120, 1502 nucleotides long. The record is from the annotation of a GenBank genome assembly. NCBI's taxonomy places the organism in Eukaryota, Dinophyceae, Syndiniales, Amoebophryaceae.